AUGGAAUACUUUCGCAUAAAAACUGAAGAUGCCACUCUUGUCAAGACGUUGAAAAACAAGCUUGAAUCGACUUCCAACCUUAAUAAAUCUUUGAAGAUUGCAAAGUCUAAUGGUGUUUUCCAGAUUCAUACAACGUUAACAGAAAUUGAUGAACUCGAGCCAAUUGUUUCCCAAUACGAAUCCAAAGUAAUUUACGACACAUAUUUAGCAGAAACUGGGCUCAAUACUCCAACUACGUUAGUUUCAAUAGUAGAACAAUACUGUUCUUCUCAUACUAUACCUUUAACACAAGAUUUGAUCCAACUCAUACCGAAGAAAUGGUCAGUAUACCCACCAAUGAUACUUUUCGGAAGCAAUACUUUCGAUUCACAAAUAUGGCAAUCUCUUUUAUUAAGCAUAGACUCCAAUGACUUCUUCUUGUACAUACUUUCACUGUCUUUGUUUGCGUCCAAUCAUAGCAAGUUGACCCAUAUUGCCAUUAAUAAACCUAUCAUAGAAUCUGAUGUCAUGAGGAGGCCCUUUAAUAUCCGACCCAUAUUUGGGGACUUUGGUCCAUUACCCACGAAUUACGACAGUCCAGUAGAUACUGACUUUUCCAAUGCUUUCUGGUGUACAGUUGUUCAAAAUGGAAUUUAUCAGACCUGGGCACCUUAUUAUACAAUGUUCUCCAGAGGAAACAUCAAAGAGAAAGCAAGAAUUCUCGAUACUUAUACAGACAUAAAGAAUAAUGUAGUGGUUGACUUAUACUGUGGAAUAGGGUAUUUCUCGCUUUCAUACUUAAAGAGAGGUGCCAAACAGCUAUUUUGUUGGGACUUGAAUCCGUGGUCCAUAGAAGGAUUCAGAAGAGCCAUUAAUGGGAAGUACCUUUAUAAGAUCUUUAGAAGAGAAGAUAACUUUGACUAUCAGAUAUACAAAGAGGCGACCGAGGAUGGUACUCAGGUGUUUAUAUUCCAAGAAAGUAACGAACAUUGUCUUGAAAGAUUGACAACGUUCCCAAAGAACAGUUUGCCUAUCGCUCACAUAAAUUUGGGUUUAUUGCCCAGUUCACAAAACUCGUGGAGAAUUACGCAGAAGUUGAAAGACGAUCAUUCGAGUCAAUACAUUUCAACUUUUGUUCACAUUCACGAGAAUGUUCACGUAGCUGAAUUCGACACUUUCAAGUCUCUAGUAUCAGACAGAUUUCCAACCGCCUCAAUCGGGCAUUUAGAAACAGUGAAAACAUUUGCUCCUGAUGUUUGGCAUAUUGUCUUGGAUAUUAAAUUAUGA
Messenger RNA from Scheffersomyces stipitis CBS 6054, 1266 nucleotides. RefSeq names its product Trm12p (gene TRM12). Gene Ontology annotation, biological process: tRNA methylation; wybutosine biosynthetic process. The transcript has a single exon. Lineage: Eukaryota; Fungi; Ascomycota; Pichiomycetes; Serinales; Debaryomycetaceae. The coding region runs from base 1 to 1266 and encodes 421 amino acids. The record is from RefSeq and is a predicted model, not a curated record. Gene Ontology annotation, cellular component: cytoplasm. Gene Ontology annotation, molecular function: tRNA methyltransferase activity; S-adenosylmethionine-dependent methyltransferase activity.